This is a messenger RNA of Tuber aestivum (summer truffle), 1315 nucleotides long. Lineage: Eukaryota; Fungi; Ascomycota; Pezizomycetes; Pezizales; Tuberaceae. The record is from the annotation of a GenBank genome assembly.
ACCCGCACCUGUCAUAUCAUAGCUUGUCGUUAUCUUGAUCCUCACUACGAUAUCGCCCCCGAAAACCAUGGAAGAGGAGAACAAAGAAGCUAUUCACGAGGCUUGCAGACAAGGCAGCUGUAAGCACAUCUCUCCACUCCCCGCCCCCUUACUCCUCACUCCAGUCCAUGACCCGGAGGGAGAAGGAGAAAACUGACCUGGGGAGGAGAAAAGCUGUCUUUGUCCUCUAUCAACCCCGUACUAACAUGAGGAGCUGAAUAAACAAGUAUCUCAAGUGGAAUCUCUGCUGGAGGCAAACCCCAAAUUAGCAUACCGUCGGGACUCCGAUGAUCGUUUGCCUAUACAUUGGGCUUGCUCAUACAAUCGCCUUCCUAUCGUGCAGCUCCUUACGCAGCAGAAGGGGUUUGACGUAGAUGCCCAGGAUGGAUCCGGGUGGUCGCCGCUCAUGAUCGCGGUGAGUGUUGAGGACGGGGACCAGAUGGUGGACUUGUUACUGUCAAGGGAGGCGGAUGUUAAUCUCAAAAGUAUGUCGCUUUUGGCUUAAUUCGUAUAAGGACUCUGAUGACCUAACUUGAGCUAACUCCUCGCUCCAACUCGGUAUCGCAGCUAACGGCGGACAAGUAAUUUAUCCCUUCCUCUCUCCCCCUGGCCUGGCCCGACCUAAUUCAGCGACUGACAUGCCCAUAUGAUAGACACCCCUCCACUUCUGCGCCUCCAAAUCCCGCCUCUCAGCAGCCCGCAAGCUCCUCUCCCCACCGUACAAAGCGAGUACGCGCACGGCCGAUACCCGCGGGCAACAGCCCAUCCACCGCGCUGCCGCCGCCGGCUCCCUCCCUAUGGUGAAACUCUUGCUGGAAAACCGCUCGUCGGUGGGCCCAAAGGACCACAGUGGGAUGACCCCGCUGCACCAUGCGAUUGCGGAGGGCAACGGUGACGUCGCGUUGGAGUUGUUGAGGAUGGGCGCAGACUCGAGCGCUAGGGACUCGGAGGAUAAACUUGCCAUAGAAUUGGCGCCAGAUGCUACGGUGCGUAAGUGGAUUUUGAGAAUGGCGGAGGAAGAGGGGAUUGAUGUUGCUCUUUCGUGAUGAUCAUGCUUGCUUGCUUUUGAUACCGGGCUGGUUAGUGAAUUUUAUUUGUAUUCGAGCGACGGUUCUGUGGUUCAACCAGGGGUAGGUCUACUGGAACUGGUGAAGUGAGAGUUUAUCGUAAAUCGAUGCACUCGAGGUGGUCGCACAGCGCUCUUGCGUGUGUAUCUACGAUGGAGCUCCCAGAACGCCUGAAUCACCUCAGAAAAUCUACCUUUAGUAUUUCUAUC